Molecule: messenger RNA, 1733 nt
Organism: Chelonus insularis
Lineage: Eukaryota; Metazoa; Arthropoda; Insecta; Hymenoptera; Braconidae
Product: RUS1 family protein C16orf58
Exons: 7
Coding region: 85-1425 (446 amino acids)
Source: RefSeq, a predicted model, not a curated record
AAACAAUGAAAUAAUUAAUUAUUUCAUUCGACUCAAUUAUAAUUAUAUAGGUAGUUUUAGAAUUUAGUAUUCUGUAAGGUAAUAAUGGUAGAAACAAUUGAAAUUCAAGAAUAUUAUGAAAAUUAUAAAAAAUUGAAUAUUUCUAUCUUGAAAAAUGAUAAAUUAAUAUUAAAAGAAUCUCAAAGUUGGAAAAUAAGUUUUUUACCUGGAUUAUCUUAUUUAAGGCAUUUACUUAAAGAAGUUUUUUUGCCUCAAGGAUUUCCUGACAGUGUACAUCCUGAUUAUGUUCCUUAUCAAAUAUGGGAUACUAUUCAAGCAUUUGCCAGUACAAUCAUUGGAACAUUAACAACUCAUUCGAUCCUACAAGGAGUUGGUGUUGGAAAAUCAACAGCAACUCCUUUAGCAGCAGCAAUUUCUUGGAUUUUAAAAGAUGGUACAGGGAUGAUUGGUCGUAUUUUAUUUGCUUGGUGGAAAGGAUCUGAUCUAGAUUCUCAAAGUAAAAAGUGGAGACUUUUAGCUGAUAUUUUAAAUGAUAUUGCAAUGGGAAUUGAACUUAUACUACCUUAUUUUUCACAAACUUCAAUAACAAUAUUACUCUGUAUUUCUACCAGUAUGAAAUCCAUUGUUGGUGUUGCUGGAGCAGCAACUAGAGCAGCUCUGACCCAACAUCAAGCAUUGACUAACAAUUUAGCUGAUGUUUCAGCUAAAGAUGGAAGUCAAGAAACUUUUGUUAAUUUAAUAGCUUCUGUUAUGGGGAUUCUUAUUCUUUUGAUCAUUGAAAAUUCGUAUAUACGAGAAAUUUAUUUAAUUUUGGUAUUAAUACAUAUUUAUGCCAAUUAUUCGGCAGUUAAAUCUCUAAGAUUAAGUACCUUAAAUGAAGACAGAUUAGUUUUACUAUUAAAACAUUAUUAUUCAACCAAAAUACUAUUAGAUACAAAAAAGAUCAAUAGUGAAGAAUCUUUAUUAUUUUUCAAUAAUACAACAAAAAAACAAUGUGGAUUUCACAUUAAAUUGGGAAUUUCCAUCUUUUCUAUUUUGAAAAAUCAAAAUCAAGAUUUUAUAAAAUAUGUAAGAAAUAUCAUAUUACAUAAUCAAAAUCACGUAUAUCUAAUUGUACCUGAUUAUCGACAAAAGACAAUUUAUAUAAGUUUAAAACAUAAUGUACAGCCUAGUGACAUUUUAGAAGCUUAUUUUAAAGCAUUUUUUUAUGGAAAUGUGAUAAAACAAUUCUUAAAAAAUGAUUCUUUAUUGAAAUGCACACAAAACGAAGGUCAUUUUAUACUAUCAAAAAUAUUAGUUCUUGAAAAUUCUCUCAAUAAAGAAUUUCUAGAAUGGUAUGAAUUAUUGAGAAAGAGUGAAUGGAAUCAUGAACAUCAUCUUUUACCUGUAAAAUGUUGGCGAGGGAUUUGGAGUGUAAAGAAUUGAGUUUAUUUUUUAAAAUAUAUAUGUCUAUGUAUUAUUUUAUAAAAAUAUGAUAUAAAAUUGAAUUUUUGCACUAUUGCUCUGCUUGGAGCCCUAAGUAUCUUGCUCAAAUUUAGAACCAGUUUGAGAUAAAUGUUUUAUAACAUCUACCCAGUCCCACCCUCGGGAUUUUUCACCUUUACCAUCAGUUUUAUUCCACUGACGUCUUUUUUGUGCCUUGGUAAGAAUUUCUUUUUUUGGUUUUUUCAUCGAUUCCUGUAAACAAUUAAAUAAAAAAUAUUAAAAUGAAUAAUGUUUCAAAUGUAUCAGAA